Molecule: messenger RNA, 4882 nt
Organism: Lingula anatina
Lineage: Eukaryota; Metazoa; Brachiopoda; Lingulata; Lingulida; Lingulidae
Biological process (GO): regulation of apoptotic process; protein deubiquitination
Cellular component (GO): cytosol; nucleus
Molecular function (GO): cysteine-type deubiquitinase activity
Source: RefSeq, a predicted model, not a curated record
UUCCAAGAGUUCUCUAGCCUCCUUAAAUUGGUCUGCGAUAUCUUCAAUAGAUUUUCUCACUUCAUCGUCGGAAAGAUCUCGUGAUGUCUGGCAAUUUCUUUUAUGGUUGAGUAGCGGAGCUGGAUCCUUAAGAUUCAUGCUGGCCUUAGUUAAUUCACGCUGCUGCUGCUGUGAGAGCGAGGACGCAUGUAGGCUUUUGGAAGAACUUAGCCCUAGGCCAAGGCCCUGUGGUAAUUUAAGGUUACAAACUCGUGGCUCUCCAUGUGAAUGACAACAAUUCGUGAAUGCGCAAUUGAAAGAAUUCCGCCAGCUACUAAAACAGUUAAAUUGUUUGUUGUAAAAUAAUUUUUUCAAAGACUUAUCUAAAAAAUAAUGAAAAGUAACAGAGAAACGUCUGCUCCCCCUGAGCGCAGCCAUGUUUGAAAAGGACCAGGAUGUAAACAGGAAGUUCCACAGUUCGCAUGCGUUACAAGAGGACAAUCGAAAAUGCCCGGAUAAAGGUAGCUAUCUCUAAGGAUUCUCGGAGAAAUUUUGGUAAAAGAAAAUAUUUUCUACAGUGAAUGUUACUCCAAAUGCCAGCUAAUUCCGUGGAGGACCCAGUCUCUCAGAUAGAGGAGAGUCUGCGUUCCUCACUGAGUACUAGGGAGACCAGCAUCAAGGACAAGCUAGCAGCUUCCUCAGUACAGGUGGUUUUACAUAAGAUAGACUUUAAACCUGCAAGUAAGCCACAUUCCAUGCAACUGGACCUGUUAAAGAACAAGUAUAUUAAGCUGAAUCCAAGUCAGAAAUCAUCUGAAAACACAAAUGGUAGUCACAGUAGCAAUGCCAGCAGCAGUAAAAUGAGUGCCAGGAAUGGUAGUGACGAUAACAACAACAGUGCCCCAGUUCCUAAGGUUGUCCUCUACCCACCUGAGAAAGUCAAACUGGACUGGAACGGAGUCCGCAAGAUAGGGGCGGGACUGCACAACCUGGGAAACACAUGCUUCCUGAACUCAACACUGCAGUGUCUCACAUAUACUCCUCCUCUGGCCAACUUUCUGAUAUCAGGAGAACAUGAACAGACAUGUAAAAUUGUUGGUUUCUGUCUGAUGUGUGAGUUCCAGAGACAUGUGCGGCGCUGUUUUGACAACUCUGGAGGAACAAUACGACCACAGACCAUCAUACAGAAGAUUAAAUUCAUAGCCAAGCACAUGCACUGGGGAAGACAGGAGGAUUCUCACGAAUUCCUCAGAUAUGUGAUAGACGGAAUGCAGAAAUCUUGCCUCAAUGGAUACACAAAACUUGAUAGAUUCAGCAAGGAGACCACUGUUGUAAACCAGAUAUUUGGUUGCAUGCUAAGAAGUCAAGUGCAAUGCCUACGCUGUAAGGAAAAGUCAGACACAUAUGAUCCUGCCAUGGACAUAAGUCUUGAUAUCAAGGGUGUUCCCACAGUCCAGAAAGCAUUGGACCGCUAUAUUCAGCCAGAGACACUGGAGAGUGAUAAUGCAUAUCUGUGUACUAAGUGCAAGCAAAAAGUACCUGCCCAGAAGAGAUUCACAAUCCAUGUCCCCCCCAAUGUACUUACCCUCCAGUUGAAAAGAUUUGAUUACAACCGGUGUUUUGGGGGGAAGAUUACACGACAUAUUCAGUUUGCAGAGAAGAUGAACUUGAGGCCUUACAUGAGUCAGAAACAGGGUGACCCUGUGAUGUAUCAGUUGUAUGCUGUCUUGGUACACUCUGGACUCGCCUGUACCUCAGGUCAUUACUACUGCUAUGUCCGCGGUAGCAACCAGACAUGGUACUGCAUGAAUGAUUCUAUGGUGUCACAAACUAGUCUGAGUCGUGUGAUGAGUUCAGAAGCCUACCUGUUGUUUUAUAUCAGAUGUGACAAGGCUGCUAAAAAGCUGGGAAUGACAAGCAAGGCCCCCAUAGGUCCACAGCUGCCCACUGGUCUACAAGGAAAGUUUAAUCAGGUCAAGGUGAAUGGAAACACAGAUCAUGGCAGUAAAGAGAUGGGUUCUCCAGUUCCCAGAUCACCAGCCACAAUACCAGCCAGCAGUAACAAACAUGGCACCCAGAACAUCACCUCCCCACUGCCAACAAACAGGAAUAAAAUAUCCUUUGGAAUAAAGAUCCCACAGAGGGGAGCACCAGUGCAAGAACAGAGCAAACCCAGGAUUGUGAUGCACAUCAAAAAUGGGAAAUCUUACACAGAAGAGAGAUCAUCCUCCCAUAGCUGUGGCAACUCAAAGUUAGUCCCAUAUGAGGGAGAUUCCUCCGACUCCUCAUCAGAUCAGGACAGCAAGAUGAAGAAGAAAAGAGGAGAGGGGGAACAAGGAGGGUCCAACAAUUCAGGAAAAGAUGUCAGUGUGGAUGAUAAAGGGACCAAGACAAGCUUAGGAGCAGAUUUGCCUGCCACUGUGACUGUCCCUGGCUCUUCUAAGUCUCUGCUCCCUGUGUCUUCUCACAGAGACACCAAGAACUCGGAACGGCCUAACUCCAGUGUGAACACGGCAGCAGAUAUCAAGGUCCCCAAUGGUAGUCCACUGAAGAGGUCCCUCAGUGACAGUGGUCACCUGUCUCUAGUGAUGAGUCCAGCUAGUCACAAGGUCAAGGCCACUACAGCAUGGCAUCUCAAUGACUCCACUGCUGCCAUCUCGCCUUCUUUAGCCUCCGAGUCCAGUAACACCAGUGUCAACUCUACAACAGAGUGGCAUGUCAGCGAAAACAACCACACCUGGCGCCACAGCCAUGACAUACAACCUGGCUGGAUAGUCAAAAUGGAGAUUAAAGAGGAGUCCAGUGAAGGAGUAAAAACUGCUGAUUCAUCCUCUAAAACUUACCCCAAGCAACUUGGAAAAUCAGAGAAGACGUCAAAGGAAAGCAGGAUUGUUGCUUCUCCUGUUUCAGAAAUAUCAAAGAGUGGAGAAACUGCCUCAUCUUUUCUGAACAGCCAUGCACCUGCUGAAGGUCAUAAGGUCAAGGUCACGGGUCACAAGGUCAGAGAGUCGCAUGACAUUGAGGAUGACCACAGGGUUUGUGUGCCGGACACUGAGCCACUGUUGAAUGGUUACAGAAAUAACAAUAACAACUGCAAUGACUCUGACUUCUCCUCAUCCUCUGGAAAGAAACACAAAAAACACAAGAAACACAAAAAGCACAAAAACAAAGAUAAAGACAAGGAAUCCAUGGAGAAGAAACUGGGUCACAAGUCAGAGUCCAAGAAAAAACACAAGAAGAAGAAAAAGAAGAGGAAAGACAGUGGAUCGGAUGAAGAGAGAGACCUUUUGCUGUCCAGUGGUGAUGAACACACAGCCAAAGUCAGAUCUCACGCUGACACUAAUGGUCACAGCUCCAAGAGGAAAAGGCAGUCUAGCAGUGAGAGCUCCGACAGGGACAGAAAGAGGCCGUCCAGCAGUGAGAGCUCCGACAGGGACAGGAAGUUGUCCAGGAAGAUCAAGGAGGACUUUGAGAUCAGAUGGGUGGAGAAGACUAAGGACUCUCUGGGAACAGUCAGCAGAGAGACUCAAGCUCCUGUAUAUAAUUGGGACAAGGAUGUGAAAGACGGCUAUGUCAGACAUACUCAGAGUGACACCUCGGCCACCGCCAAAACCAGUGCAUCCUGGGAUGGCACAAGAAAACCCAGUGUUGCUGAGCAGCUGGAGAAAAGUUCACGGCAUGGCUAUGGGAACACGGUGUCCUCGUGGGAGGGAGGUCGCAGUCAUGUAGAUGAGGAGGAUGAAAAAGAACGCCAGAGAGAGAAGAAACGGCGCUGGUCAGAAGACUAUGAUGAAGACAUUGACAGAGGAAAGGCUAAGAAAGUCCGUCGCCGUCACUCUGAGCAUGAUGCAGUGGGGUAUGGAGACAAUCCAUUCCAGAGACAUCAGGACAUGAAGAACUGGCAUAAAAAUAAUAGCAAAGGCCGAGAGAGAUUUGAGGAUCGCUAUCACCACUCCAACCAUUUUCACCACAGAGGUCAUGACCGUCGUCAUAGCAACCAUCAUUACAGCAGACACCACAAUUACUGAACUGUGCAAUGUUACUUACCAGUGUUCUCAGACAAUGUAUACUCCAUCAGGAACAGGGAUCUCAAUGUCCAGAAAGAGCAGAGGAUAGUGGAUAUUGUGUUAUCAUAAUGAGUGUGGAUAAAGAAAGAGCCGAGGAUAGUGGAUAUUGUGUUAUCAUAAUGAGUGUGGAUAAAGAAAGAGCCGAGGAUAGUGGAUAUUGUGUUAUCAUAAUGAGUGUGGAUAAAGAAAGAGCCAAGGAUAGUGGAUAUUGAAUUAUCAUAAUGAGUGUGGAUAAAGAAAGAGCCAAGGAUAGUGGAUAUUGUGUUAUCAUAAUGAGUGUGGAUAAAGAAAGGAUAUUCUUUGUUUAUAAUAAGUUUUUUAAGUAUAAAAGAGAUCCUUUGUCUUUAAAUAACUUAAAGGAUAAAGGACAUCUUCAUUUUGUAAUAAAAAUGGAUAUUUCAUGACUUGCAGGAUAAUGGAUAGUGUAGGACUGCCAUCCUAAGAAAAAUUAGAUGGUUGGUUCUCGGGUUGGGUAUGCCAGUCAACCAAUUGUAAGCAGUGAGAAAAUGAGAUGGUUGGUUUCCAGGUUGGGUAUGCCAGUCAACCAUUUGUAUCUACUGUAAAAUGAGAUGAUUGGUUCUCAGUUUGAGUAUGCCAACCACAAAUGUAUCCAGUGAGAAAAUGAGAUGAUUUUCAGGUUGAGAAUGCCAGCCAACCAUUUGUAUCCACUGUAAAAUAAUAUGAUGAUUUUCAGGUUGAGCAUGCCAGGCAACCAUGUAUCCACUGUAUGUUAAGCAAACCAUGUAAAAAAUCCAUGACUGUUUUAUAAACUGUAUUAAUCUAUUAUUAUUUAAUUAUAAACCAUAUGAAUAUGUUGCAAUAAUGAUAUAUAUAUA